Fusarium venenatum is the source of this 621-nucleotide messenger RNA. Its product is annotated as small GTPase superfamily. The record is from RefSeq and is a predicted model, not a curated record. Gene Ontology annotation, molecular function: GTP binding; protein kinase binding; GTPase activity. Lineage: Eukaryota; Fungi; Ascomycota; Sordariomycetes; Hypocreales; Nectriaceae. Gene Ontology annotation, cellular component: cytosol. Gene Ontology annotation, biological process: small GTPase-mediated signal transduction.
AUGCCUGCUCUUUGUGGAGGAUCCAAGACCGUUCAGCGAAAGCUGGUUCUACUAGGUGAUGGUGCUUGCGGAAAGACAUCAUUGCUCAACGUCUUUACUAGAGGCUACUUCCCAACGGUUUACGAACCUACCGUUUUCGAGAAUUACGUUCACGACAUCUUUGUUGACAAUGUCCACAUCGAACUCUCUCUCUGGGACACAGCCGGCCAAGAAGAAUUCGACCGAUUACGAUCCCUUUCCUACGAUGACACAGAUCUCAUCAUGCUCUGCUACUCAGUCGACAGCAAAGACUCACUCGAAAACGUAGAGUCCAAAUGGGUAGGCGAAAUCGCCGACAACUGCCCAGGCACAAAACUCGUCCUCGUAGCCCUCAAGUGCGACCUCCGCGAGCAAGGCGAAGAAGACGAAAACGCAGCAGCCAACGAAUCAGAACCCCGGGAGAAGAAGCCAAUGAUCAACUACGACCAGGGUCUCGAGGUGGCGCGUCGCAUAGGCGCCCAGCGAUACCUCGAGUGCUCCGCCAUGAAGAACAGGGGCGUCAACGAGGCCUUUACCGAGGCUGCGCGUGUUGCUCUCAGCGUCAAGAAGGAUCGCGAGGAGAGCAAGUGCACCGUCAUGUAA